This is a messenger RNA of Oncorhynchus masou masou (cherry salmon), 8590 nucleotides long. RefSeq names its product cyclin dependent kinase 16 (gene cdk16). Bases 420 to 2006 code for a protein of 528 amino acids. The transcript has 18 exons. Gene Ontology annotation, molecular function: cyclin-dependent protein serine/threonine kinase activity; ATP binding. Gene Ontology annotation, biological process: protein phosphorylation; neuron projection development; exocytosis. NCBI's taxonomy places the organism in Eukaryota, Metazoa, Chordata, Actinopteri, Salmoniformes, Salmonidae. The record is from RefSeq and is a predicted model, not a curated record. Gene Ontology annotation, cellular component: nucleus; synaptic vesicle; cytoplasm.
UGGAAUUUGGGUCAUUCCACUGUAAGCUUUUCCUAUUCUAUUAGGGUAAUAUGAGGAAUUUAUAUACAUUUUGAAUAGCUUCCAUUGAUAGAGACUUAGUUAAAAAUACCCAGACAUAACGGACAUAAUAAAAACACUGUGGAAUGUCACACGACCGGACUUGGGGCUGAAUGCGAACAGGGCAUGCUGUCAGACAGGGGCGAACCGGUGCUGUAUCUCAACCAGCAGAAUAAUGGCUGAGGACUAUUGGGAGAGCACACUGGCUUUGGGAUAUUUUUGCUAAGAUUACAAGGGCAUACGGGAUCUCGCGUCCUCGGAGAGCUUGAACUGUGGCUACCCCUCCGCCCUCUGCGUCUCGGCCCCCGCCCUCCGCGUCUCGCCCCCCACCCUCCGCAUCCCGCCCCCCGCUGCCCCCUCUGAUGGACCGCAUGAGGAAGAUCAAGCGGCAGCUGUCCCUCACCCUGAGGGGGGGCAACAGUGGGGAUAAGACCAGUGAGACCAUCAGCCCUCAGGACACAGCGCACAGUCACAGUGACUCCGAGACCAUGUCAGUGCGGGGCAGUGGCACUGGCAGUUUGCGGGGUUCAGUGCGAGGCAGUGGUGGUGGAGGCUCGUUCAGCAUGCACUCCCUGCUCCAGUCGUACGGCUCCGCCCUGCGCCGACCACACAGCCUGGGCCGCAGCCUCAGCUCCUAUCUCAACCACACCACACGCCUGGAGAUAGUUCAUGAAGAUGUGAAGAUCGGCUCUGAUGGGGAGAGUGACCAGGUCUCGGCCACCUCUUCUGAUGAAGGUCACAGUCCUGUCAGGGUCCGCCUCAGGAACAACUCUGUACGCAAGAUAUCCACCGAGGAUAUCAACAAGCGGUUGUCCUUGCCUGCGGACAUCCGUCUCCCAGAUGGCUACCUGGAGAAGUUCUGUCUGAACAGUCCUCUUUUUGACAAACCUCUGAGCCGGAGGCUAAGGAGAGUCUCCCUGUCCGAGAUUGGCUUUGGGAAGCUGGAGACCUAUGUGAAGCUGGAUAAGCUAGGAGAGGGAACCUAUGCCACGGUAUACAAAGGGCGCAGCAAGCUGACUGACAACCUGGUGGCUCUGAAAGAGAUCCGAUUGGAGCAUGAGGAGGGGGCUCCCUGCACUGCCAUCAGAGAAGUGUCUCUGCUGAAGGAUCUGAAACACGCGAACAUAGUGACCCUCCAUGACAUCAUCCACACGCAGAAGUCUCUCACACUGGUCUUUGAGUACCUGGAUAAAGACCUUAAGCAGUAUCUGGAGGACUGUGGCAACUCUAUCCACAUGCACAAUGUGAAGCUCUUCCUGUUCCAGCUGCUGCGCGGCCUCAACUACUGCCACCGCCGCAAAGUCCUCCACAGAGACCUCAAACCCCAGAACCUGCUCAUCAACGACCGCGGAGAGCUCAAACUGGCUGACUUUGGCCUGGCCCGGGCUAAGUCCAUUCCCACCAAGACAUACUCCAACGAGGUGGUGACGCUAUGGUACCGUCCCCCAGACAUCCUCCUAGGAAGCACUGACUACUCAACGCAGAUAGAUAUGUGGGGAGUGGGUUGUAUCUUCUAUGAGAUGUCUACAGGCCGCCCCCUGUUUCCUGGUUCCACAGUGGAGGAGGAGCUGCACUUCAUCUUUAAACUGCUAGGUACACCCAAUGAGACAUCCUGGCCUGGAAUCACCUCCAAUGAGGAAUUCAUCUCAUACAACUACCCCCGGUACAGAGCCGACUGUCUACGGAAUCACACACCAAGACUGGACAAUGAAGGAGUGGAACUGCUGUCCAAACUGCUGCAGUUUGAGGGAAAGAAGCGCAUCUCAGCAGAGGCCGCCAUGAGGCAUCUAUACUUCCACAGUCUGGGAGACCGAGUCAUCACACUGCCUGACACUACAUCAAUAUUUUCACUUCAAGACAUUCAGCUGGAGAAGGAGCCCGGCUGUAGAAGCAGCUCCUUGUCUGACUCAGUGAACAGCAUAUCUCGACGUCAGAGCCUGCUUUUCUGAGUGGAGUGAGAGAGAGAUGGACGAACGAGAGGACGGGAAGCUGAGACAUUUCCGUGUGCGAUGAAGGGAUACAUAUUCAUCGUCUUUAUACCUUUUGAAUUGUCAUUGUUGGUCCAUUUAGUGUUGAGAGAGGUUCACUAGCUGUUUACAUGUAAGAUGAGGCUGAGGAGGAUACCUGUUUUUCUUCUGUGUUUGCUCUCAAUAUGCACUCUCUCCUCUAUAUAGAAAAGUUUACUGUCACAGACACACUUUUACCAUCAAGUAUACUGUAAAUGCUGACAGGCAAAGAAAGCCUUACCAUUUUUCCUUGUAUAGCUAACUACUGUGAUCUUUAGUUUACAGGCUGACAUAAUUGCAGCCCUGUAUAAUUAAAUUUAGACAUGUCAGGACAUUCUUUGAAUGCAAUAAUCAUCACCCGUACAUUUUAAUGGAUUUGGACCAAAGUUUUCGACUCACUUAAAUUAUGCACAAUGCUAAUGUAAUCCCCCUAGCUAGAACCUUUCUAUUGUUUAUUGUAUAAUACCACAAUGAAGGAAUAAUUAGAAAAAUGACAAAGCUUGAAUAAGUGAUAAGUUGAUUAGAGUUGUCUUCUAAUUGAGGGGGGAAUAAUAUGGUGAGGCUGUAGUGUCUCACCUUGGUCUUCCACACCCCCAUUUCCACCACAGCAAGGUAUUACAGUCUAUCCCUCCCAUUUCCACCACAGCAAGGUAUUAGUCUAUCCCUCCCAUUUCCACCACAGCAAGGUAUUACAGUCUGUCCCUCCCAUUUCCACCACAGCAAGGUAUUACAGUCUGUCCCUCCCAUUUCCACCACAGCAAGGUAUUACAGUCUAUCCCUCCCAUUUCCACCACAGCAAGGUAUUACAGUCUAUCCCUCCCAUUUCCACCACAGCAAGGUAUUACAGUCUAUCCCUCCCAUUUCCACCACAGCAAGGUAUUACAGUCUAUCCCUCCCAUUUCCACCACAGCAAGGUAUUACAGUCUAUCCCUCCCAUUUCCACCACAGCAAGGUAUUACAGUCUAUCCCUCCCAUUUCCACCACAGCAAGGUAUUACAGUCUGUCCCUCCCAUUUCCACCACAGCAAGGUAUUACAGUCUAUCCCUCCCAUUUCCACCACAGCAAGGUAUUACAGUCUGUCCCUCCCAUUUCCACCACAGCAAGGUAUUACAGUCUGUCCCUCCCAUUUCCACCACAGCAAGGUAUUACAGUCUAUCCCUCCCAUUUCCACCACAGCAAGGUAUUACAGUCUAGCCCUCCCAUUUCCACCACAGCAAGGUAUUACAGUCUAGCCCUCCCAUUUCCACCACAGCAAGGUAUUACAGUCUAGCCCUCCCAUCUCCAUCAAUCCAAGGUAUUACAGUCUAGCCCUCCCAUCUCCAUCAAUCCAAGGUAUUAGUCUAGCCCUCCCAUUUCCACCACAGCAAGGUAUUACAGUCUAUCCCUCCCAUUUCCACCACAGCAAGGUAUUACAGUCUAGCCCUCCCAUCUCCAUCAAUCCAAGGUAUUACAGUCUAUCCCUCCCAUUUCCACCACAGCAAGGUAUUACAGUCUGUCCCUCCCAUUUCCACCACAGCAAGGUAUUACAGUCUAUCCCUCCCAUUUCCACCACAGCAAGGUAUUACAGUCUAUCCCUCCCAUUUCCACCACAGCAAGGUAUUACAGUCUAUCCCUCCCAUUUCCACCACAGCAAGGUAUUACAGUCUAUCCCUCCCAUUUCCACCACAGCAAGGUAUUACAGUCUAUCCCUCCCAUUUCCACCACAGCAAGGUAUUACAGUCUGUCCCUCCCAUUUCCACCACAGCAAGGUAUUACAGUCUGUCCCUCCCAUUUCCACCACAGCAAGGUAUUACAGUCUAUCCCUCCCAUUUCCACCACAGCAAGGUAUUACAGUCUGUCCCUCCCAUUUCCACCACAGCAAGGUAUUACAGUCUAUCCCUCCCAUCUCCAUCAAUCCAAGGUAUUACAGUCUAUCCCUCCCAUCUCCAUCAAUCCAAGGUAUUAGUCUAUCCCUCCCAUAUCCGUAAUCAUUGAAGGGGGAUAUUAGUUUAGUACCAGGUAGAUUAAUCCCAACAGUGUCAUGGUGGCAUUUGGGGGAAAUCCUCAUGUUGUAUUUAUUUAUUUAUUUUCAUAAUGCUGUGCUUGGCUGAUAUGGUACAAUGGUUUGAAAGAAAAGCACUUCUGUUCUAUUUUCACACAACGUUUUGCAGUUCUCUGAGGAAUCCAUAGCACUUACAGGAAUUCUCCUCAUUCUUGCAGGAAUUCUGGAAUUUGGGGAACCGUUGUACCAAAAACCUGGAGAUGGCGUUCUCUUUAUUGAUUAUAUAGACAUGCAUCCAAUACAAAUUGAGCUUCCACAGUGAAACAUCACAACCCUGAUAGGUUUAAUGACUCUUUAGGGCACAGGGUACAGUAUUGUUGGGUGUAAUGUAAUUGUGUUUACACAUCUACCUGUUUGGAGUGAAAGAGACAGUCUGCAAAUGUCCCCACUAUGUACAGGUUGAUGUGUGGUCAUCAUUCUGAGGAGAGUGAGAGAGUGCACCAGACACAGUGUCACUACUUUUACACCGCCUGCUGAUGUAGUUAGCCCACCUAUUAACCACGGCUGUUGUUCUAAAGCAGUGGUUCCCAACCUUUUACCCAUGUGCAUUUUACCAGUAGGCCUGUGGUCUCAUGAGUCUUCUCAAGUACCCCCUGUGGAUAGGCCAAGUUCCCCUGGUUGGGAACCACUGCUCUAAAGCACUUCAGUAUGUGGAUUCUGUGAAAACCAAAGUGAACAUGCAUAAAACUGUCAUCUGAAAUUUCUGGCUCGUCGUUUUGAAUGGGGAUAGAUGAUGUGUUUCAAACCUCAAAUAACCAAAGUAUACAUUUUUGGAUUGAGGCGGUAACUUGGAGAGAAAUGCAGUUGGUUAUGAAUUCUCACCAUCUCAACCAUUGGGUUAGUUUGGUGGGUUGGGGUGUGAUCCUAGCAGCGAGAUGUUGUGAACUUAGUAAGUGUGAAUGAGAGAGUGUGUGUGUGUGUGUAUGAGAGAGCCAGAGUGAGAGAGUCAGAGCAGAGGAUAUGUGUCGUGAAGCACGGCAAUGUUAUAUUGUGGAAAAAGAAUAUGGUAUGUUGUAAAUAACCUUAGACUAUUUUACGGAACCGAGCAGAGGACUGUGCAAUGAGAUGAGGAUACUCUUCUCAUUGUCAUUUUGAAGAUAAGAAUAUAGUUUUCUUACGAUGAUCAUUGAUUAUAUUGUUAUUGUGUUCUUGUUCUUUUAAUGAGAAAAGGUUUAUUUGUUCAUAGAAUACAUAAUCGGUGUAGAUAUUUGGAUUUGAUGUUUCUAAUUAGUUUUCUCUGAUGGUGAAAGGGGCUCUUCCAUAUACAUUGUCAGAAGAAGCAUGGAUAUGUUGCCAUGGAAGGGCUAAUAGGUUGGUCGCCUCUUGUCCCUUUUUAUAUUUCGCAAUAACUGUUGUACUACGCAAUAACAAGUUGUACAGUACGUGAUCCCUGUCCAAAUUUACCAGUGGAUUGAAUACUUUAUAUCUAACACAAAAACAAUGAAGUCACAACUUUAAGUAGAACAAAAAAAAUACUGGAGACUGUUUUAUUGCCCAUUGUCACUUUUACAUUUGGAUUCAAAAAGUGAGAUUUUGAUAUCACUGUUGACAAAGCGCUUCGUUUUUUUUUAUUGAGCCAAGAAACAAGAAACUUCUUGUAGUUUUCAGUAUUGAUAAAACUGUUUGACAUUUCUUUAUAAAGCAAAACAAGUUCAAUUCUAAGGUGUAGUGUAUGUGCCGAGGUUAAGACGAUGUUCUUCAGUUGUCAAGGAGAGUUGGAUUACAGAUUGGACAAUGCAAUUAGGACAAUGCAAUGAGACUUGGUUUUGAAGCAGCUUUACCAUACAGCCCAGCAUAUCUAAUGGGCAUGUGAUGUGUUGAUGAGGUUGAAAAGGUAUGAACAUGUACUGUAAACUGGUGUGUGUGUGUGUAUACCUAUGUAGGUACUGUACUGUAAAACAUACCAAUUGAAAAGGAAUUUAAACAAACACAAGCAAUACAUUUGGCAAAUGUCUGAUGCAGAAGCCUGCCAAACAAGUUGGUGCUCUGAUGGCAUUUAGGAAUGGCAUGUUAUGCGGAGGCUACAGUACACAGCAUUGUGACGUUUUUCCUAUAGUUGGUUGGGAAAACGGGGUCAUAUUCAGUAGGUAUAACACUACAGGAAGCUGCAGAUAUAAAUGGAAUGUAGCCUAUGGAGCAACCAACACAUUAGACUGGCAUUUUUCUCUGACACGUUCUUCAUGGCUGCACAUCUGAAUAUGUUUUAGAUCUGUGUGUAUAUUGUAUGAAUAUGUAAAUGCUCAAGAUGUUUUGUGAAGAGAAUGUUUUGUUUGAUAGGCUCCGUCCACUGUGUGUAAAAACUGGAUUUGGAUAUUCAAAAGCUCUUUGGAUUGCGGCAAUAGUUAUUAUUUUCCCCAUCUGAGCAGCGGUUUGGAAAGGACUACAGUGUAAAUUGUCAAGUGAAAUACCACGCCAUCAUGAACCCGUGGUUAUUAUAUCGGUGACACACUGAAAUACCACGCCAUCACGAACCCGUGGUUAUUAUAUCGGUGACAAACUGAAAUACCACGCCAUCAUGAACCCGUGGUUAUUAUAUCGGUGACACACUGAAAUACCACGCCAUCAUGAACCCGUGGUUAUUAUAUCAGUGACACACUGAAAUACCACGCCAUCAUGAACCCGUGGUUAUUAUAUCGGUGACACACUGAAAUACCACACCAUCAUGAACCCGUGGUUAUUAUAUCGGUGACACACUGAAAUACCACGCCAUCAUGAACCCGUGGUUAUUAUAUCGGUGACACACUGAAAUACCACGCCAUCAUGAACCCGUGGUUAUUAUAUCGGUGACACACUGAAAUACCACGCCAUCAUGAACCCGUGGUUAUUAUAUCGGUGACACACUGAAAUACCACGCCAUCAUGAACCCGUGGUUAUUACAUCGGUGACACACUGAAAUACCACAGAUAUAUGGCUGAGAGUGCUCCCUUCUGGGUAGUGAUACACAAUCUUCCUGGACUUGUCAGAUGGACUAGAUACAGCGAAAAACAGAGCUUGGCACAUUUGCUUUAUGGAAGCAAAAUAAUUCACGCAAAUGCUUUAUUUCUUCACAACUACAUACAUUUAGUCAGACAAUAUAAGAAAAUAUUUACAGUCAUGACAGUCACUGGCCAAUGUAAUGUUUGCUCCUGUAUUUAUCCACUCUUUUGAGUGUCUGAAUCUUUUAAUGUAACUGUACUACAAACACUUAUCUACAAAUAAUGCCAUUCGGAAUAGUAUUUUAUGAAUGUAAUUGUCCUCCUGGGGUUUGAUUUAGCCAAAGUUUCACUUCAAUUAAAUAGCCGUGUAUUAAUGGUCUUCAGCACGUCACGAUUCUAGCUCACCCCAGUGAAUUGGGAGGAUUAAGACCAUAAUACUAUAGAGAGAUUAUUUUGAUUCAUUUAACACAACCCGAGGAACUUGGUUAUAUGAGCUGUUAGUAUAUUCCCCAUUAAAGAAGAAUUCAUUUUAAAGGCAAAACAUUUACAAACCACAAUUUUGAACAGAUGAUUACAGCAUUGGUUGUGUAAUUCUCCUUUUAUAAAAUAUAUUUUGGUGAUAUAACGCUAUGCUAUAUUGUCCGCGUCUGUACAUUUAAAAUGUUAUUACCUUUUGACUGGAUUUAUUAAGAUAUUUCAUAGUCUAUCGGUUGAUAUACAGUUAAUCAACAAACAAAUGUGUACAACACAGCUAUAAAUGCACGCCUCAAUGUGUAUUGUAAAAGAGCUUUGCUUUUGGUUGCCAUCAGCUUUUGCCUCAGUCCAAUACCAAAGUUAUCUGCAAUAUUGCAUGAUAUGAUUCUUCCGAACUUUGCUCAGAAGCUGUCAAAUUGCUCUGUGUGUCUUUAAGUCAGCCAUUUCCUUCCAAGUAACUGCAAACUAUAAAUUGCUUUGUUGAGUCCACAUACAGUGCUGUGAAAGUCUUUGCCCCUUUCUGAUUUUCUCUAUUUUUGACAUUGAAUGUUACCAGAUCUUCAACCAAAAUUUGAGUGAAGAAAUAAAGCAAAAAUUACAUAUAUUGUUUAUUUAAUAAACAAAGUUAUGCAACACCCAAUGCCCUGUGUAAAAAAGUAAUUGCCCUCUUACACUCAAUAACUGGGUGUGCCUCCUUUAGCUACAUUGACUGCAACCAAACGCUUCAUAUAGUUGUUGAUCAGUCUCUCACAUCGCUGUGGAGGAAUGUUGUCCCCCUCUUCCGUUGAGAAAUGCUCUAACUUAGUGGCAUUUGUUGAUUUUCAAAUAUGAACUGCUCAUUACAGGUCCUGCCACAACAUUUCAAUCAGGAUCAGGUCUGAACUUUGACUAGAACAUUCUAAAACUUCAAAUUUGUUGCUUUUCAACUAUUCGGAUCUAGACUUGUUUUGUGUUUUUUGGAUCAUUGUCUUGCUGCAUAACCCAGCUGUGCUUCAGCUUCAAUUCACGGGCGUCUGGCCUGACAUUCUCCUGAUACAGAGCAGAAUUUAUGGUUCCUUCAAUGAUGGCAAGUCAUCCAGGUCCUGAGGCAGCAAAGC